Molecule: messenger RNA, 3850 nt
Organism: Medicago truncatula (barrel medic)
Lineage: Eukaryota; Viridiplantae; Streptophyta; Magnoliopsida; Fabales; Fabaceae
Product: probable LRR receptor-like serine/threonine-protein kinase At4g36180
Exons: 1
Coding region: 274-3726 (1150 amino acids)
Biological process (GO): protein phosphorylation
Molecular function (GO): protein kinase activity; receptor serine/threonine kinase binding; ATP binding
Source: RefSeq, a predicted model, not a curated record
UCUUCCAUCUACAUAACAUAAAAUAAGAAAGAGAGAGGGAAUCACAUCACACAUUGAAAUACAGCAACAGCUGACUCUUGUUGUGGGGAACAGCAGCGUUUGCAGUGACCAAAGUAGCAGAUUAGAGCGCAAACGCUCCUGUGAACUGAAUAACUAGCUAGUACAAACAAACAAACAAACACCAAUCCCAGUAUCCACCAACCAAACCAAACAUUAUUAUUACUAUGUAGUACAUCUCUUCUUCUUCUUCUUCAUUCAACUCACAACACACAAAUGGCAACAACGGCUAUAUUUCUCACCUUCAUUGCAUUAACCUUAACACAUUCAGCAGCUGCAGCAACACAAAUCAACUCAUCUCAUUCCGAAAUCCAAGCCUUAACAAUCUUCAAACUAAACCUUCUUGACCCACUCAAUGCCUUAACAACUUGGGAUCCAUCAACACCUUCAGCACCAUGUGAUUGGCAUGGCAUUCUCUGUUACAACAACAAUAACAGAGUUCACACUAUACGUUUACCUCGUCUUCAACUCACUGGUUCAAUAUCUUCAUCACUCUCUAAUCUCUCACAGCUUCGUAAACUUAGUCUCCAUUCCAACAACCUUAACUCAUCAAUACCUUCUUCUCUUUCUCAUUGUCUCUUCCUACGUGCUGUUUAUCUUCACAACAACUCUCUCUCUGGUUAUCUCCCUCCUUCACUUCUCACCCUCACCAAUCUUCAAAUUCUCAACCUUGCUCGUAACUUUCUCUCUGGUACAAUACCAAAUAAUCUCUCUAACUCCCUAAGGUUUCUUGAUCUUUCUUCUAACUCAUUCUCCGGCAACAUUCCGGGGAACUUUUCGUCCAAAUCUCACCUUCAGCUCAUCAAUCUUUCACAUAAUGACUUCACCGGUGGAAUACCGUUUACUGUCGGAGCAUUACAGCAUUUGGAGUAUCUGUGGUUAGACAGCAACCAUCUUCAUGGAACGUUACCUUCUGCUGUUGCAAACUGUUCUUCUAUGGUGCACCUUAGUGCAGAGGAUAAUUUCAUUGGUGGGUUCGUUCCUUCCACGAUAGGGACUAUGCCAAAGCUUCAAGUGCUGUCACUUUCCAGGAAUCAACUUUCUGGUUUUGUCCCCACAACACUGUUUUGCAAUGAAGACAACAACAAUAAUAACAAUGCUACUAAUCUUCGUAUUGUUCAACUUGGGUUUAAUAGGAUCACGGGUAUUUCAAACCCUCAAAAUGGAAAAUGUAUUGAUUAUUUCUUGGAGAUUUUAGACCUUAAAGAGAAUCACAUUAUUCACACUUUGUUUCCUUCUUGGUUGACCAAUGUGAAAUCUUUGAAGGGUCUUGAUCUCUCUGGAAACUCAUUUUCAGGUGUUCUGCCUCAAGAUAUUGGAGAUCUUUUUUUGUUAGAAGAGUUAAGGCUUUCUGAUAAUUUGUUAUCUGGUGUUGUUCCAAGUAGCAUUGUUAAAUGUAGGUUGUUGAAGGUUCUUUAUCUUCAAAGAAAUCGAUUAUCAGGUCUCAUUCCUUAUUUUCUUGGUGAAUUGAAAAGUUUGAAGGAGUUAUCUCUUGGUGGUAACUAUUUUACUGGUUCAAUUCCAAAAAGUUAUGGAAUGCUUAAUGAGUUAGAGAUUUUGGAUUUAAGCAACAAUAAAUUGAAUGGGAUUUUGCCUUCGGAAAUCAUGCAGUUAGGUAACAUGAGUGUUUUGAAUCUCAGCAAUAAUAGAUUCUCCAGUCAAGUUUCGUUUCAAAUUGGAGACUUGACCGCUUUGCAGGUUCUUAAUUUGAGUCACUGUGGCUUUUCUGGUAGUGUUCCAGCUACAUUGGGGAAUUUGAUGAAACUGAGAGUGUUGGAUUUAAGCAAACAAAAUCUUUCAGGUGAGUUACCUGUUGAGGUUUUUGGUUUACCUAGUUUGGAAGUUGUGGCACUUGAUGAAAACCAUUUGAAUGGUUCUGUUCCUGAGGGUUUCAGCAGCAUUGUUAGUCUAAAGUAUCUUAAUCUGAGUUCCAAUGAUUUUGUUGGCAGCAUUCCAACAACCUAUGGUUUUCUAAGUUCCUUGGUUGUUCUUUCGUUGUCUCGCAAUUUCAUUUCUGGUUCAAUACCUAAUCAGAUUGGUGGUUGUUCUCAACUUGAAGUGCUUGAGCUUCAGUCAAAUCGUUUAGCAGGUAACAUUGUUCCAAGUGUUAUCUCUAAACUUUCACGUUUAAAGGAGCUUAAUUUAGGACACAAUGGAUUUAAAGGUGAGAUCCCAGAUGAGAUUUCAAAGUGUUCUGCUUUGAAUUCACUUGAUUUGGAUGGUAAUCAUUUUACUGGUCACAUACCACAAUCCUUAUCAAAAUUAUCAAAUUUGAAGACUUUGAACCUCUCUUCAAAUCAAUUGACAGGAGUAAUUCCAGUUGGUCUUUCGCGCAUUUCGGGUUUGAAGUAUUUAAAUGUUUCCAACAACAACCUCGACGGUGAGAUUCCACCAAUGCUGAGUUCUAGAUUCAAUGACCCAUCCGUAUACGCAAUGAACAAGAAGUUAUGUGGGAAACCAUUGCAUAGAGAAUGUGGGAAAUCAAAAAGACGAAAGAGAAAAAGACUAAUCAUCAUCAUAGGUGUUGCAGCUGCAGGACUAUGUCUUUUAGCUUUGUGUUGUUGUGGCUAUGUUUAUAGUCUCUUAAGGUGGCGAAGAAAGCUCCGAGAAGGCGUAACAGGUGAGAAGAAACGCAGUCCAAGUGCAGGCUCAAAUGGAGAAAGAAACAGUAGAGGAAGUGGUGAAAAUGGAGGACCAAAACUCAUAGUAUUCAACAACAAAAUCACAUAUGCUGAAACAUUAGAAGCAACAAGAAACUUUGAUGAAGAAAACGUUUUAAGCAGAGGAAAACAUGGACUUGUUUUCAAAGCCUCAUAUCAAGACGGAAUGGUUCUAUCAAUUCGUAGACUUCCAAAUGGAUCAACAUUGAUGGAUGAAGCUACAUUCCGCAAAGAAGCAGAAUCAUUAGGCAAAGUUAAGCAUAGAAACUUAACAGUUUUACGUGGAUAUUAUGCAGGACCACCACCUGAUGUAAGACUAUUAGUUUAUGAUUACAUGCCAAAUGGAAAUUUAGGUACAUUGCUUCAAGAAGCUUCACAACAAGAUGGUCAUGUUUUGAAUUGGCCAAUGCGUCAUUUGAUUGCAUUAGGUAUUGCUCGUGGCUUGGGUUAUUUACACUCGGUGGAAAUUGUUCAUGGCGAUGUUAAGCCACAAAAUGUUCUUUUCGAUGCUGAUUUUGAAGCCCAUUUAUCCGAAUUUGGGCUUGACCGGUUAACAAUGAUUAAUAGUCCAAUAGAAACAACUGCGUCGUCCUCAACAACGACGCCAGUUGGUUCUUUAGGCUACGUGGCACCGGAAGCAGUGUUAUCUGGACAAGUAACAAAGGAAGGUGAUAUUUACAGUUUUGGGAUAGUGUUGUUGGAGAUAUUGACAGGGAGAAAAGCAGUGAUGUUUACACAAGAUGAAGAUAUAGUGAAGUGGGUGAAGAAGCAGUUACAAAGAGGUUUGAUUUCGGAGUUAUUGGAACCUGGUUUGCUUGAGAUUGAUCAAGAAUCAUCAGAAUGGGAAGAGUUUUUGUUAGGUGUUAAAGUUGCACUACUUUGCACAGCACAUGAUCCUCUUGAUAGACCUUCUAUUAAUGAUAUUGUUUUCAUGCUUGAAGGUUGUCGUGUUGGACCUGAUAUCCCUUCCUCUGCUGAUCCCACCACACUACCUUCCCCUGCUUCUUGAUUUUUCAUUGGAAAAUUUCAUCCCUUCAUGGCCAUUAUUGUUCACUUUUUGUUUCAUGUAAUGUAAUGACAAUUUGUUGUGUGAUUAGUUUUGAAUCAAAUUAAAAUGUCUGAAUUAUUGUUUA